CGGGUGAAACAGGAGAAGUGGGGAUUUUAGCUACAGCCACCGUUCAUUCGAGAACAGAGAAAUUAAGUCCUAGAAUGCUUUGGAUUGGAAGGGACCUUAAAGAUAAUCUAAUUCCACUCUUCCCCCCGCCAUGGGGAAGGACACCGGGAAGCCCAUCUCCUAACAAGUGUUCCAUGGGCGCGGCGUGGCCGUGCGCGUCCCGUUCUCCCGGCGAGCCGAACCCUUCCCCCGCCGGAGACGUGGGUAGUUUGAGGAGGAGACAGAAGGCGGCUGCGGGCACGGCAGCCGGGAUGCGGGCAGCGGCAUCCCCGCAUCUGCCGAGACCCCGGCUCGGGAGCGGCACCUCGGGCGGGGGCUGGGCAGAGGUCCUGCCGGUUUUUCUAGCCCUGCCCCCGAAUAACAGCAGCAGCGCCGGGGUGGUACAGCUCUAGAGGAAAGAAGGAUUUGUCUUCACGACUUGCAUUCCACUAUUUGAAUAGUGAAAGCACAAUGGACACUUUUUAGAGUUUUACAGAAAUCAAAAAUCAUCUAGGAACAAGAAUUUUUGGCUUUGAAGAAUAACAGACUUUAGAGAGGCCAGAAAUUGGCACCAGUAAACCAGAUUGGAAUGAAUACCAUUGAGACAGCGAAGCUUGAAGAGCAUAUGGAGGGUCAAAACAACGACAAUUCUAAUGGCUACUCACGACCUACUCUCUCAGUCAGUGAAGAGAAUAAAAGUGGCCCUAGCAAACCGAAAGGCUUGUCUAAUGGCUUGCGAAAAACAGGGAAGAAAUAUCCUGAUUACAUCCAGAUUGCUAUGCCUGCUGAGUCUAGGAACAAAUUUCCCCUGGAAUGGUGGAAAACGGGCAUUGCCUUUGUCUAUGCUCUCUUCAACUUGAUUCUAACAACUGUCAUGAUCACUGUGGUCCAUGAGAGAGUACCUCCAAAGGAGCUAAGCCCUCCCUUGCCCGACAAGUUUUUUGAUUACAUUGAUCGUGUGAAAUGGGCUUUUUCUGUAUCAGAAAUAAAUGGAAUGAUACUAGUUGGAUUAUGGAUAUUUCAGUGGUUGUUUCUUAGAUACAAAUCUAUAGUGGGACGCAGGUUCUUUUUUAUAAUAGGAACUUUGUAUCUCUACCGCUGUAUCACUAUGUACGUUACCACAUUACCUGUGCCUGGAAUGCAUUUUCAGUGUGCGCCAAAGUUGAAUGGAGAUUCUCAGGCAAAGGUUCAGAGGAUCCUGCGACUGAUUUCUGGUGGUGGUCUAUCCAUAACUGGAUCGCACAUCUUGUGUGGAGACUUCCUGUUUAGUGGUCACACUGUGGUAUUAACGCUGAUCUACCUAUUCAUCAAAGAGUAUUCACCACGUCAUUUCUGGUGGUAUCACUUAGUCUGCUGGCUAAUGAGUGCUGCUGGCAUAAUCUGCAUCCUUGUUGCUCAUGAACACUAUACUGUAGAUGUCAUCAUUGCUUACUAUAUCACCACACGGCUUUUCUGGUGGUACCACUCAAUGGCUAAUGAAAAGACUUUAAAGGUCUCUUCGCAGACAAACUUUCUCUGUCGAGCAUGGUGGUAUCCAAUAUUUUAUUUCUUUGAGAAGAAUGUGCAAGGAUCUGUUCCUUGUAGCUUUUCCUGGCCGAUCUCUUGGCCUCCCAGCUGCUUCAAGUCUUCAUGCAAAAAGUAUUCACGGGUUCAGAAGACAGGAGAGGACAAUGAAAAGUCUACUUGAAGAAAAGAAGGGAAGCAUCUGCUCUGUUUUUUUUUUACCAAAACAUUAAUGCUGUAACCAAAGCUCUUAAGAGGACUACACUGCAACUGAAGAAGUGGACCAAGCUUCUGUGCAAUUGAUUGGAAAGACAAUUGUAGAUGCGCAUAUUGCCAUUUAUGUUUUCUUGUUAUCAGGCUGUACAGACCUAUUCUACUCUUCAGUGCUAAUAGAAUGCACAACUUAUGGGUUUUUUUUAUUAAAGAAAAAAAUGGAGCAGGACUUUGCUUUACUAAUGAGAUAGAGGUGCCAAAGACCACAUUAACACUUUCAUUACUAACUAUCACUCAUCCACAGAAGCACCCAAAAAAAUCUCAUUCAGAGUUCUGGAGUGUGUAAGGGCAGAAAUAUCCUAAAAUGUAAAGGCACAAUGUCAGCAUAUUGAAGUAUAUAAAAAAUAACUCAGUUGUGGGAAGUGGUUGGUUGCGUUGUUAUUGCUAAUGAAGGUAAGGCCUUUGCAUGACUGGUACAGCUGUAAGGGAGUCUUGAUGUUUUUUACAACCUGCGCGUAUGAAUCUUAUGACCCCAAAAUACUGCUUACCACCGUUAUCGCCCAUGUAUUCUACUCUAUAGCAAUUUUUACAUUUUUAUUAGUAAUUUUAUAUUUCAACUGUUGUGCUACCUGAUGACUUUGAAAAUUAGGAAUAGCUGCUAAUAUUGGAGCUCAAGGAGCCUAAAAUUUUAUUUUUAGAAAAGGACUCAGUUUCCAAGUAUAAAUCUUUAAUUGCAGUUUGGCCUUGUGAAAAUAGCUAUAUAGUGCCUCUUAGUAUAUGUACGUGCAAAUACACACAGAAGCAUACACUGCUGUGCAGUUAAACAUAUAUUAAACAACACUACUUACUGGAAAGAGUGAUCAUACAGUUCUUAAUUCAGGCAAGAGUCCUACAUAUCUCACCUGCUUGAAUGCAAGGCCAAGUCCAAAAUGGGGCUAUAUUUAAAAUGUUUUAAUUUUAGUAGCUAUCUCUUACUGAAACUAUGUAGCAAGCUUGCUUGGGAGCCAUAGUUCUGCAUUGAAUUUCCUUUUUACCUGUUUGCACAUGUUUCUGUGACUUACUUUAAAAACCCAAAAAGUGCCAAGGUGAACACCUGCAACAAUAGCUUUUCUUCGUUUGUUACCUAAACCCAUUUAAUAGUAAAUGACACUGUGGUAGAACUCGCAUGGAGAUUCCUUUUUUUUCCCAGGGUUUUGGUCGAACUAAAAUGGCUAUUUAAGCAAAUUGGCUGAGAAUGUGGGAAACUACCAUGGCAUAAACAUGUACCAAACCCACAAAUUAACCACUACCCGGUUCUUGUUGGCUUUUAUUGUUUUGUAUUGUUGGGAAAGCAAAGUAGAAAAUUAGCAUACCAUGUUUAACCAUUUCUGUUCUGUAUUAACUUCUGCAGUUAACCUGAUUUUAUUUUCAAGUCUUCAUUAAAACCUGACAGCAAAAAUAAAACUGCAUUAAGUAUUGAAGAGCUAGUAAUAUGAAGGAAAUGCUGCUUUUUUAGCGAGUGUCUUGAAGUGAUUGCAAGUGUGAAUACAGUUUAAAUAAUGACAACUUGCUUUUAAGAAAUCCAGUUAUAAAAUGCAAUACAGAGUAUUCAAAUCUUUUUUUUUUUCAGUUAAGGGGAUCAAUUGCUGAGUUGUACAGGAGAAUAUUAUUUAUGUGCAUUUCAAAUAUUUUUGUGCAUUAUCAAAAUAAUACAAUAAACAAUGUUCCUUACAGUACAUCCUUGGUAAAACUUAGCUAAGAAAGAAAUUCUGCUGAUGUUUGGUUUUAUUUAAAAUAAUCUUCUUGGGAUCUUACUCUGCCCCUGGAAGUUGUGUGUAUGUGCAUACCUAUGUUUUCAUUUGCUUGCUCCUGGCAGACUUUGAGCAGCUAAAAAGACAGUAUCAGAAAUGUCUUUUUCAAUACUGUAAAUGUUAGUCUGUUGGAUGUCAGUCUGAAAGUCUCCCAACAUACCUGCUAAUCAAUGCUACUUCUUAGAGCAUAAUAUUUUGAACCUGCAUUUUAAGCGAAGUUGCAUCUUAAAUAUGGUCAUGUUAAGCCACUUGCAGUAAUACUAUCUUUUAGAAAUUGUGAAUGAGUGUCAUUAGCGGCAACCAUGCCUUGAAAAUAACAUGAUGAAAAGUGUUCCAGGCAGGAACAUAAACAGUGGUUUUCAUCUAGUGGAUGAAUAAUAAAUACUUUGAUAGUCUAGAUAGCUAAUUGUCUGCAUAACCAUCAUGGAUCUUGGUGGGAUUUCUGUAAUGUAUCUGCAAAAUGGAAUUUAUUCAUGCAGGGUGAGGUGUGUAGUUUUGUCCAAUUACGCGCUUUUCUGGAAGGUUUAAAUAUUGAAGGUGAUGAAAUAGAACCAAGUAAAUGUUAUGCUUUUGUUGGGCAGUGUAAAUUUUAAUUCUCCUGCAGACUUUCAUAGAAACUCCUUUUGUAAUGCAAAAGGAAAGCUUAAAUAGUAGCUCUAGCUCAGUAUACUUGAUUCCUAUUCUGUCUUGGUCCUUCUGCAAGUGCUUAAACUUUCCCAUUGUAUGAAAGCCCUCAAAAGUGAGUAUAUGUUUAAUUAGCAGAGAGCCACACUUCUCUGCCCUCAGUAGCUUUAUAUUUGCUUUUGUGAACUUGGAUGAUAUAGAUGUAUUUGAAAACUCUUUAGGCAUAUAUUUAAGGUGAUCGAAUGGGGUAAGUAAUGAUAUAUGCUAGAGCUUCCUGCCAUAGUAAUUUAUCCAAUACAAACCACAGCUGAUACAUAAAAACUAUUAAUUUGAGAACUUGGUGAUCUUUGUACAUAAAUACUAUGAAGCUAAAAAGAUGGUUUCAUCCUAAGAGGAAAAAAAGGAUUUCAGUUGGUUAAAAAAAAAAGACAAAAACCAAACCAACAAAAAACAACCAAAACCAGGGCAAACUUGGACUUUGCUCAACAUACUGAUUGCUUGGUUGUAGGCUUAUUUGGGCUGUAUGUGCCCAAUAUUUUGUGUUACGUCACUGUUACUUUUCAAUAAUAACUUUUCUUACAGACAUCACAGGAGCUGCGCCUGUACUGUGGCCAUAAAAUAAAAUGUUACUUCUCUCUACUAAAGAGCAUUUACAUGAACUUCCCACACACUUAAAAAGGGCACUAUGCAUAUACACCCAGCUUAUCAGUAUGACUUAGAAACUGUUGGGUGCUUUGCAUUUAUGAAAUGAGCUUAAAUGUCUACCCUAAAUUUAAACCUAGAUGUAAAAGGUUAACUUGAAUGUUUAAAGAAAUAGGCUGGUAUGUGGUCAUGCUAUAAAUGCUUAAUUCUGGUGCCAGCAAUGAUGAACUUAUACUUAAAACUGCUAUGAAUUGACGUUUUUAUGGUACGUGCUUAGCACUCCCAUGUGGACACAAAUGGUACUAAGCAUUAAUCAUUCUUCCUUGCCGCUUCCUUGGAAAGAUAGCUACAAGUGGGAUAGUAGUAAAAAGAGCUGUGCUAAACACUGCUAUGAACUCUAGUACUGGGUUUGCUUCCUUCCUUAAAAAAGGGGGAUGGGAGACAAGGAAGGAAAAAAAAAUCAAGACUGUGUUUAAGAUGCUAUCUUCAUUUAAGAGAAAUAAAGCUUAGUAACAGACAGAACUGGGAAGUAUUUUAAGAGAUGUGAGAUAAUUCUCUUAAGUGGAUUUGCUAUAAUCUAAUUAUCUGUAUCUUAAAUCAGAAUCUGUUCAAACUGUGGCUUUCUCCCAUCACUAGUGUCUGGAUAGACAAUUUACCCUAAGUUAUGUGGUACUAACCCAAGUUCUUUGUCCUUUCAGUAGAUAUGAAGUAUGAUUUACAGUUCUAGGGACCAGCUCCUUAGCUUCAGUGCAAGGUGAAGUUUUUCCACUUAGUCUUUUUUAUGUUAAAAAAAAAAAAAAGGCUGGGGAAAGUUCAUUUAAACUAUCUUAAAGGUGCAUGCAGUAAUUUUGAAAACACAUCCAAUUUAUCAGAUGUACUUGAACCAUUUUUCCUUAUUAGCAGACAUAACAGCUGUAAAAAUCCAUUGUCAUCUUGGUAUUUUACAGUAUGUUUUGGACUUACCUAGAAGUCUUCUAUAGAAGCACAGAAUUAGAGUGGUAUUGUAAGAUUGAAUACUUCUGAGUUUGUGUUCUAUACCAGGCAUUGUACAGUCUGUCAUAAGUUCAGUUACUGAAAAAAAGGGGUCUCCAUUAAAAAUAAGUGGUUCUGUUAGACGCCACUCAAAUGAGUAUUGAUGCCUAAGUGCAUGUGAGAAAAAUACUCCAGCAUAUCACUGAAGUAACUUGGCUUAUAAGUUAGCAUUCAUAUGCUACUUCAUGAUGCUUCCCAAUAUCUAAAAAACUCCACAAUUAUACCAGGAAACGGGGCAUGAAAAGAAAUGCUUUUGUGGUACUUGCAAGAAAAACAAAAUAAGGUUAAAACAUUGAACUAGAUAGUGAUCUUUUUCUUUUUCUUUUUUUAACAUUAGAAUGAGCUACACGUACACCUAACUUUUAAGUAAUGUAGGAUUAAAUUGUUCACAUGUAAUAGUGGUUCCAAAAAAAAAACCCAUAAGGAAACAGGCAGUAUGAACCACUUCAUUCUACAGUACAGAUGUGUCUUGUGCUGGAUUAUACUGUGCUGGUUCUCAUCUGUAACUUACAAUGUAAAAAGAAAAUUCAGUGAGAGAAGCUUAGAGAUCUUAAACUACUUAAAUAUGAUUAGCAAACUUUCAUAAGCUGUUCCCCCAAACAGUCAUAAAUGCUUUCUAAAACAAGAAGAAAGUAUAGGAAAAAGUUCCUAGUUCUGAACUUACCUGUUACUUCAGUAGAUAAUAUUUUCUAACUUUUCUAACAAAUGGAAUUCCUGAAUGACUCUUUAAGAUGUAGCAAUGAUACUGUGUGGUCUGUAGAGUGUAUCUGAAAUACUGGUGCGAGGAUUCCUUCUCUCAAUGAAAAUUAGUGCUUCCAAAUUCAGGAAGAUUUGACAUAUUCUCAAUUAAAAUAUUUUAAUUCCUAAGGACUUAGUUUAGCACACACUAUAAGAAGCUUAUGUUCUGUGCCUGUUUGCUGUGGACUAACCUUUAACAUAAAGAUGCAGCCUAGGCAGGAGGAGAGGGCAAACUGGCUCUUGCUGGAAAAAGUACAUUGUGACUUUUUUGAAUUAAAAUUUUAUUGGCUGCAUCCUAUGGGAAGCCUUAGCCAUAAUACAGUUUAAAAAAAAAAAAAGCUGUAUUAUACCAUUGUAUUUAGAGUUGACUCUUUUUCACAUUGUAUUGGUUGGCCUAGUCCUCCCCCUGGAUGAGAAGCGAGUGGUUUUGUUCUUCACUUGUUGUGUGGUUAGUCAUAACUGGGUUUAGUUCUGGUAAAUGUCAAUGGAAAAAAUGUGGAUCCAUUGUAUACAGUGCCUAGGGUGCUUUUAAAGACUCAGUGUGAGGUUUCUACUAGUAGAAAUAUUUCUUUCAGGCCUCGCCUAUAUAAUAGUAAUUUCUACUCUUGUAUUUGCUCUCUGCUUAAUAAGGUCUUUGGGAGGUUAGCAUUUGUCAAACUGUAAAGUUAUUACAGAAGGAUCUCCUUUGUGCCAGUUGAGGUUAAUUUUCACAAAUGGCUGAAAUGUGUUUGAAGGUGACUUUUGCCUUUCUUUUUUUUUUUUAAUUAAAAGUAGUCAGAAAACAGUCUGAAGUAAAGGCAUCACGAGCAGUUGGCCGCACACAGGCACAUGUAUGUGAAGAGGGCCUCUGCUGCAUAUGCAAGAGUGGAUGCAGUACACAGAGGCUUCACUGGGAAGGUAAAGUAGGUUGUACAUAUACAGGCUGUGAGCCACCUUUGCUUGUCAUUUUGAGCCCCUUUCCAGCUGAAGGCACAGUACCAAAGGUGGCAGUGGCUAAAAAGCGUAGGGAAAAUCGCUUGCAACCCAGAAAAUUAUGAAAGGGACUGAAGGGAUAGACCACUGUAAAACUGAUUGUCAGAGAGCUGUGUUGUAAUUCAACAAAGUAUAUAAUCUGGUGUUACCUCAAGUAUGUGAGUUGCAUUUAAAGUGAGGGGGUCCAGUUUAUUAUUAUUAUUACUGUUAUUAUGAUUUUAAUUAGAGAUAGCAGAAGUGUUGAGAAUAUUGAGGAAAUUUAUUUCCCUGCUUACUUUUACCUUUACCAGUGAAGUGUUUGUAGAUGGACCUUACCAAGUACUGCUAAACUCCAGCCCCUCUUUCAUUUUGAGUAACUUAUCAGUGCUUUGCUGCUGUAAAAACUGGGUUUGCAUUCCACUUUUUUCAUAGUUUGCCACUCAGAAUGCUGAUUACACUUCAGCCUCAGCUGCUUUGGGCUCCUGUCUUAAUUUAACUGUCUCUUUUAAAUGGCUCAAUACAGAAGAACAAGGGUUUACAUUUGAGAAGGCUCCAAAACUAACACUAAAGCCAAAAGGUAUUAUCAUCAGACAUAUCUUUGCACAUUUUGACACUUGAAAUUAUUUUCAAGUACAAAACUUAACAUCCUAGGGCAUACUCCUUAUCUCAGGAAUCAAUUUUUGCUUUUUAAAUGUUUAGUAUGUUCAUUUGUGUUUAUUUUCCUGAUUCAGAACAGCAUGUAUAAGAUGAGAAAGAGAGAUUCUGGGUAGUUUCUGAGGUCAGGGUCACACCGAGGAACCUGAAAGUAAAAGAGGAAAUAAUGUUUCUACUGUGUUUCUUGUGUUUUGCAUGUGACUCUGAGGAGAACUCUAAAGACUUCUGUAAAAAUGUUACAGGACAUCACUCUUAACUGCAACAUCCUCAUCAGCUGAGAGGUUUUCUUGCACAAUUUCUCCUAGAUUGAAUCCAAAAAUCUGUAUAUUAAUUGGAGCUAUGUAUCCCAGCUGGAAAAUUAGGCAAGAAAAGUUGUUGGCUCUUGUGGAACCCUAGGUGGUGAUACAGGAAUGCUGGAAUGUUCGCAUUAUAAGGAUCUACUUUAUGACCUUUUAUAUAUAGCAUUAGGGUCCAGUUCUGCAAAUGCUGUAUGGAAUAACGCUACAAUAACAAAUGAUGCUUUAAUACUUAGACCUUUUGUGUUGUAGUUUCUACUAGUGUUUGCAAACUGGGCCUCAUUUUUACAUAAAUUGUUCAUCAUUAGAAAGAGUUAGCUUUUAUGCUGCAAAACUUUCAAGAUGGCACUUUCUAGCAUGUCAGCUGUUUUGGUUAAGUGGAUGACAACUCAGUAAUUUGGUUUGUUUUGUCCCAUGAGAUACUAGAGUUGUGGUUUGUAAGACAUUGCAAUCCAUGUUCACUGUGGAAAAAAAAUAAUUGCACUAGCUGUACUUUUAAAAAAAGCAAUAAUGUCAGCAUCUUGUAGCUUUUAUCUCCAAAGGUGCUAUCUGUCAUGAUCACUUGCACUGUUAACCAUGAAUUUGGUAAAAACAUGUUAAAGAAAUUGUCCUAGGUGGUUUAAGCCCCACACUCCGGGCACUGGUGCCGAGUGAAAAACUCCCCACAGUUUACUUAGCACAUACAAUUUGGGAUUUUAUAUGGUUAGCCUGUGUAGUAACAAAUGCAAUACUUUGCAGGGCUGCUUACAUGACCACACACAUCAAAAAUCAAAACCCCAUGUCCAUUUAUGGUGCUAAUGAUCUCUUAAUUAUCAAAAGCUGGUAUUCUCUUCUUAAUGGCGAACAUUCAGGAAAGCUGUUGUGACACCUUUUCAAUAAAGCAAAAUUUCUCUGCACUUUAAGCCUGUUCCAAAUGCUUUUUAUGUAAACAUGACCCUUUUCUAAUUCUGUUCUAGAAGAACAGCAAAAUACUGUAGUAAGUAUUUUUAAUGCAGGAAAACGUUAGGAGAGUGUAUAGGUCUAGACUAUACAUCCAAGACUAAAUUUUCAUAGGUGCUUAUGAUAGCUAACCUUCUGAAACUUGGCCUAAAAUACAAGGAUUAUAAUCGGUAGGAUAACUAAAGCAUAGGCUAAUAGUUUAAAAAAAACCAAAACCCUCUGACAUCAUCAGUGUCAAAGCCUUGGAGACAGAGGGCAUGUGAAAUGAACAAAACUGUAUUAGGAGAACACGGAUUAUGCAGUGUAAAUCCAUCUUGCUGAAACUUUUGAAAAACAAACUUGUGAAAGAACAUGAUCACUAACCAUAUCGGAAGAACAGAAGGGAAAUUUGAUGUAAUUAACAAGGCAAUUCUAUAGCAGAAAAAAAACCCCACAUGAAAGAUCCUUAAACUAGGGUUGUUUGCAUUGCAGAAUAGCAAAGUGAUUGUCUAUCUUUGUUUUAAAGCUUCACGAGCAAUCUCCUCUUAAGAUGAAAAACUGUCAAGUGCCUUCUGUUGCAGAAGACAAUGUUGCUCUCGCCCCACGUACACACCUUUCGUCGUGAUUUUGUUGCAUUUAAUGCAACAAAGUACUUCAAAAUCUUUCCCAGAGACAUCUUUGCGCAGCAAUACCUACACUUUUUCUCUGUGGAGAAUACAAAGCCUUUAGUUGUUGUUAAAGGCAACUUCUCAACUUGCAAUUGUAAAAGUGUCUGCCUGUAACACAUUUGGAAAUACUAACAUAGCCUGCUCUGAAAUAAGAAUUAUAUUCUUAAUUGAUACAGACAGGUUAACAUGCAGAGCGGGAGCCGUGUCCAGGUACAUGCUGAGUGAGCAGGGUGCAUGUACAGCACUGCAUACACCCUGAUGUUUUGGUCACUAGACUGCUAUUAUUCAUAUACUGGAAUAAGUUCUCUUGAAUCACUUGCAUCUAGUACUUCAAGAAAUAAACAGGCUUCUCUAAUAUCUAUUUUAUGGAACUUUGGUGUCUGUGGAAAGAAUAUUCCAGAUCUAGAGUAACUUCAUUUAAAGCAGAAACAAACCCACAGUCUAUGAUUAAAAAUGCUCUGCCAGCCCUGCUUUUGAGUGAAGGCAAUAAUCUGUGUUGUGUUUUGCUACUUCUCUGAGCACUUGCUUUAAUAGUAGGACACCUGGAAGAGCCAAAGAUAGAACAGUUCUAAGCCACAUUGAAAUAUAACUUCCCUAUCUUUUAAUUACUAGAUGCUUCAGGAAAAAUGGGUUGUCUUUUUUUAACUUACAAAAAAAACCCCCGUGCAAUAUUGGGAUAAAAGGCUGUGUGCUUAAAUGCCCUGCAAAAACAAAACCUUUGUGAGCAUGUGAUGCGCACUUGACUGAGAGCAGAUUUUUAGCAUUAGCGUCUGCUGUGAGUCACAGAAACGUGUUUGUCAGUGCACUUGUCUAACUCGGAGCUCUCAAAUAUUUUCAAUAUUCUUUUGACAAGGAGAGUGUUCUUGUGAAUAAAGUGCCUGUGGAAAUAAAAAGGUGCCUGCAAGCUGAAAUAAAGCACAUAAAAACACAGCCCGUACUUGAAGAGAAUGGGUGUUAACAACUGUAUUGAAUAACUGGUCAACAAGCAUUGAUGAGAUUGAAAGGCCAAGAUGAAGUUUGAGAAAGGAAUAUUAUGUUGCUUUUGAGAGUUUGCUGUGUUAAUUAAACUUCCAGUGUUUGGGCCUUUAAUCUAACUUUGUUAUCCUUAAAGAAAAAUAAGUUACUUUGAAAUAUUGUCUUUUUUUUAAAACCCUCAUUUUAAUGAUGGACUUUGGAGUUUUUGUUUCUUUAGUAAAUGGAGGGGGGUUUACCUGUUAAAAGUAGAAUCAUUAAAUGCUUUGAUUACUCAGUUUAGCGCAAAACAGUUUGAGGAAUGGAUUUUCCAUAAGUGCGGAAUUAAAUGGGGGUGUUUUUUAUUAAACCGAUACUAGGGCUGAAGAAGAAUGAUUUCAAAGGAAAGCCUCAUAGUCCUAAAACUUGUAUAUGUAGUUAUUUGAGGUAUGCAGAAUAUUAGUAAAGUACUUGUUUAUAUUUUACUGUUAGUUUUAUGCUUUAAAAAGAGGCUAUUUGAUUCAAAUUUUAAUUGGGAAAACUGACUUUAAUUUUGUAACAACUUCUCUUAUAGUUACAUAGAAACAUCCAUUUAAUGACAUUUCAGUGUGAAGCUUACAUUUCAUCAGUAAAUUCACUUAAAACUGUGAAAGUAGUUUCAUUUUAAUCAAAAUUAACAUGAAGUUUAAUGUCUGGGCAACAUAGAAUUGGCUAUGUGCCACUGAAAACAAUCUUCCAAGUGCAUAUUGAAGCAAGGAGGGAGUUUAUCCACUCCUCAUCCGGACUGAGAAGGAAGUGAGGCUCGAUUACCCUUCUGUAAAGAAAAUGGGCAAAAAAGGUAAUGUUUCAGCUGUACUGAAUAGUAUAGCUGCUUAUUUUCUGACUGUAGAAAUUAAACUUUCCUUGGCUCAGCUUUAAAAUGUUUAUAGUUCAGCUGAAUUUUCACCUGUUUAUCUAUAUUUUUCUAAUAGAUGUCUUUUACUGGUGUAUAUUGUAAUUAACCACCGAGUUUCUGCUAAAUAUGGACAAAGAAAAGUGUGUUCUGUUCUGCCAAUUUAAAUCUGUGAUAUUAGUUUUUCUACUUUGUUUCAUCCAUGGCUAGUAAAAUAUCCAUUUGCUGUUUAUAUUAGAUUAAAGAGAGAUUGCAUCCAGUUGCCUUAAUUGCUUGAAGGAAAGUUGACCUUGACCACUUCAAGCUUUAUUUGUUUCUAAAAUUCCUGUAACUUCUGUAUAACUGCAAUAAAACCUUUUAAAUAUAGUCCAGCUGCUAUUUUAAGAGCCGCUUGUCACUAUUGUUACUGAACAUUCAACUAUUUACAGAAAGGGUGGUGUGUUGUGUUUUCUAUGGGUAAGCACCAUUUUUUGGUUGCAUUUUUGUUUCUUGGAGGUCACUUUAAAGGUGCUGUACUUGUGUUUUGCCUGCUUGUGUUUGACUUUCCCUUUUAGUGAAGGAGUAUCGAGAGUGUUUACUGAAA
Messenger RNA from Cuculus canorus (common cuckoo), 12473 nucleotides. RefSeq names its product sphingomyelin synthase 2 (gene SGMS2). Gene Ontology annotation, cellular component: Golgi membrane; endoplasmic reticulum membrane. Lineage: Eukaryota; Metazoa; Chordata; Aves; Cuculiformes; Cuculidae. Bases 608 to 1705 code for a protein of 365 amino acids. The record is from RefSeq and is a predicted model, not a curated record. The transcript is spliced from 6 exons. Gene Ontology annotation, molecular function: sphingomyelin synthase activity; ceramide cholinephosphotransferase activity. Gene Ontology annotation, biological process: ceramide biosynthetic process; sphingomyelin biosynthetic process.